GGCGUAGGAAAGUGGUUUUUAUUACAAAUAUUCCUCACAACGCAAAACCGAGGAAGGCGUCACCGGUUGGAGGGCGAGCUGAAGGAGACUUACUGCAACCAAAUCCUGACCUAUCACGUCGUAGCUCAGGACCCCAGGCAUCCACAAGGAUGCCUGAGUAAAAUCAAACUUGCGUCAUUCUCGCGGGCAACCUACUUGUUUUGGGGCCUAGUUGCCACAAAGUAUGAAAGCAAAUUUUGGAAUGGUUCCUAUUUUCGUACACGUCUAAGUAGCAAAAAAGAAUCGUAGUGCGAGUUGUUUUGUGUAAUUUAAAUACUUUUGCGAUGCAAAAUCUGAAAGGAAGUUUAACGGCAUGUUUCUUUGUUUCCUUUUGUAUGUAGCUUGUCAGUGCUAAAGGAAGUUAGCUAGCUCGAGCGACCGAUUUUUAGCUUUUAAUUGUUUCUGCUCACAAAAAGGACCAGACCUUUGUGUUUUUUGAGGUGGAUAUUCGGGAUACAACAACAGUGGCCAUGGCUAUGAUUAUGACUGUGGAUCAGUUGGAGACAAAAACAUUGUUACUUCAGGAGUCCUUGAAGACAGAAGAAAACCUGUUGGAUUAUGAAUGUGAGGAGUCCUUGAAGACAGAAGAAAACCUGUUGGAUUAUGAAUGUGAGGAUGAAAAACAUACGUUUGAGUCUCCAAAUGACUCAGUUUGCUGUGUAAAUGAAACUGCCAGAAAGAGGAAACUAUGCCAAAAUGGCUUGGACUGUCCCAGACCAUUUAAAAAGCCAGUGGUAGUGUUGACUAGACUUCCUGAAUAUAAGGUCAGAUCUCUGCGACCACCAACGCCUCAGCAGUUCUACAGUGAAGAUGAGUCUCUCAGCAGCUCUGAUUCUGAUAUGCAGUGGGAGCCAGAAGUUGAUUCCAGUGAUUCAGAUUUUUCACCCUCUAACAGUACACAGAAACCUGCAAGAAUGAACAAAUGCAGUGAGAGCGACAGAACACCACCACCUGCUUCACCUCCAAGCACCAGCACCAAUGAUGUGGCUCCUGUUAUAAUAUCAUCAGUGUUUGGCCAAUCCUCCAAGGAAAUAAUAACUGCCCGACCUGAGGCACCGAAGGAUGAACUCAAAUUGAACAUGGUAGUUCUGGCUAGGAGAAGACCUAUGAGGUGGCAACGGGGGAAAAUAGUCGAGAUAGUUACAAGGGAAGACGGACGGUUAAAAUACAAAGUCAGUUUUGAAGAAAAAGGGAAGAGUCUAGUAUCUGGACACCACGUUGCUUUUGACAGCACAGCAAAGGUGGAGCAGCUGUAUGUUGGUGCCCGUGUGGUGAUUCAGUGUCAAGAUAACAAGUACCGGUUCCAGCCUGGUGUCGUAGGCGAGCUGCCCAGCAGAAAGAACCGCUUAAGGUUCUUGAUCUUUUUGGAUGAUCACACGCCGGUCUAUGUUGGGUUACCUUUAAUUCAUUUGGUUUGGAAACCUUUGGAAAACGUUGCAGAUGACAUUCCAGAGGGCCCUCACAAAGACUUCAUAGAACAUUACCUGAAUAAGUGGCCGUACCCUCAGUUAACCCAGUACAGGCUUGGACAGACCCUUAAUGCUGAAUUGAACGGAGUCCUGCAAAAGUGUGAAGUGCAGAUUAUUGACUGCAGCUUAAUGCAGGUUAUCUUUCAGAAUGAACAUAAGGAGUGGAUAUACCGAGGUUCGUCACGACUGGAGCACAUGGCAAAGUUUUUGGAGAUGAAACACAGAGAACAGCUUGAGUGCGACUCUGACUGAACGUCCCCUGAUGCAGUAGCUGCAAAAAUUGAAACUAUUUUACAAUCGGACGAGAUGCCAUUUUUUUUUUUUUUUUUUUUUUUUUUUUUUUUUUGGUUGUUGUUUUUUUUGUGGAGAACCAGCAGCCAGUAACAAAUGAAUGCAAUGGUACAAGCAUACUCAUACUCAUUUUAAGCUGUUCCAGCUUGAAACAGGUUUUAUUUCUCCUUUUUUUUGUAUUUACUUUUAAUGUACAGACUUGAAGAAAAAUAUAUAUAUAUGUAGUUGGUGGAUUAAUGCAUUUCCAAAUGUUUGUCCAACAUAAACAAAUUACCCAAUAAUCGUUAUAGUCACUCAUUUUGUCCUUUUUUUUUAAAUUUUUUUAAACACUUUGCAGUCUACACUGAUUUAUGAUUAAAAUGUGUCCUGUGCUGAGACGGGAUAAACAUUGUGUAACUUGGUUUCAGGUAUCCCCCCUGUAUUAUUUUAUCCUGUAGAUGUCUAAAGUAAAAAAACAGAUUUUCAUAGUGAGAAUUUUGAAGGAAUGGAGAUUGUGCUUUGAAGCAUUAGUUAAAAUGUGUUAGUUUUAAUGCUUGCUCACGUUUUCAGUGACUGUUUUCACACAGGAGGAUUUUCUGAUGAAGUUCUGACAUCAUGCCCUUUUUAUUGCUACUUUUCAACUCCAUAACUCAGGAACUGAAUUGGAUACUCAUGGGUGAAGCAGUUCAUGUCUGCCCACCAUAAUAGUGUAAUUUUUCUGUUCUGCCACAUUGAAAGGGCGUAUGCAGAUUUUUGUGAAUAGUAUUGAGUGUUUAGCCACCAAAAUAAACCAGUUGCCUAAU
Neolamprologus brichardi is the source of this 2581-nucleotide messenger RNA. RefSeq names its product histone-lysine N-methyltransferase SETDB1-B-like. Lineage: Eukaryota; Metazoa; Chordata; Actinopteri; Cichliformes; Cichlidae. The record is from RefSeq and is a predicted model, not a curated record. Gene Ontology annotation, molecular function: histone H3K9 methyltransferase activity. Gene Ontology annotation, cellular component: nucleus. Gene Ontology annotation, biological process: heterochromatin organization; negative regulation of gene expression.